Cordyceps fumosorosea ARSEF 2679 is the source of this 1680-nucleotide messenger RNA. RefSeq names its product Amino acid/polyamine transporter I. NCBI's taxonomy places the organism in Eukaryota, Fungi, Ascomycota, Sordariomycetes, Hypocreales, Cordycipitaceae. Bases 1 to 1680 code for a protein of 559 amino acids. Gene Ontology annotation, biological process: amino acid transmembrane transport. The transcript has 2 exons. Gene Ontology annotation, cellular component: membrane. Gene Ontology annotation, molecular function: amino acid transmembrane transporter activity. The record is from RefSeq and is a predicted model, not a curated record.
AUGGCCACCACCGACGAGGACAAGCACUCCAAGAUGGAGAUGCCUGGCUCUCCCCCGAGUCUCGACGGCGAAAUUCACAUCGCCGACAACGCCGAUGGCCUGCAGCGCCGCCUGAAUAACCGCCAGAUCCAGCUCAUCGCCAUCGGAGGCUCCAUCGGCACCGCCCUCUUCGUCAGCAUCGGCGCUGGCCUCGCCAAGGGUGGUCCCGCCAGUCUUCUCAUCGCAUUCACCCUAUACCCUCUCGUCCUCGGCCUCGUCAACAACUCGAUUGCUGAAAUGACCGUCCUCUAUCCCGUCUCUGGGGGCUUCAUCCGUCUCGCCGGUCACUUUGUCGACGACGCCCUUGGCUUCAUGAUUGGCUGGAACUUCUUCAUCUACGAAGCUCUGCUCAUUCCCUUUGAAAUCACCGCGCUCAACCUCGUCAUUGGCUUCUGGGAUAGUCGCGUAAAGCAACCUGGCCCUACUGCUGGAAUCUGUGCCGCCGUCAUCAUCUGCUAUGCUGCUCUCAACAUUCUCGCUGUCCGUGGCUAUGGUGAAGCUGAAUUCUGGCUCUCUGGCGGCAAAGUCAUUCUUCUCUUCAUCCUCUUCGCCUUCACCUUCAUCACCAUGGUCGGUGGCAACCCCCAGCACAAUGCCUAUGGUUUUACCCACUGGAAGCACAUUGCUUUCCAAGAAUACAUUUCCACAGGCGCCAAAGGCAGAUUCGAAGGCUUCCUUGGUGCUCUUUGGAGUGCCAGUUUUGCCGUUGUCGGUCCCGAAUACAUUUCCAUGGUCGCCGCCGAGGCUAAGCGCCCCCGAAUCUAUAUCAAGACCGCCUUCAAGACCAUCUACUGGCGCUUUGGUCUCUUCUUCUUUGGAAGCGCACUCGCUGUCGGUAUUGUCUUGGCUUGCGACAACCCAACCCUCGUCAACGUACAGCUUGGUGACGGUGGCAGCUCCGACGCUGGCGCCUCGCCCUACGUCAUUGCCAUGGAGGCCAUGGGUAUUCAGGUCCUCCCGCACAUUGUCAACGCUCUCAUGCUUACCUCCAUCUUCUCUGCCGGAAACACUUACACCUACUGCGCCACCCGCUCCCUCUACGGUCUCGCUCUCGAGGGACGCGCCCCUGCCUUCCUGCGCAAGUGCAACAGCCGUGGUGUGCCCAUCUACUGUUUCUUUGUCGUCAUGUGCUUCCCCUUCCUCUCCUUCCUUCAGGUCGGAAGUGGCUCCGCCAUCGUUGUUACCUGGUUUGUCGACCUCAUCACCGCUGGUGGCAUCAUCGACUACAUUGGCAUGUCCAUCACCUUCAUCUUCUACUACCGCGCCUGCCAGGCACAGGGUGUCGACCGCAGGAACCUCCCUUACUACGGCCGCUUCCAGCCCUACGGUGCAUACAUUGCCAUUUUCAUUCAAUUCCUCAUCAUCUUCUUCUACGGUUACACCGCCUUCUCUCACCCCAUCACCCCUGACAAGUUCUUUAAAAACUACACCAUGCAGUGCCUCGCCCCCAUCCUGUUCUUCGGCUGGAAGCUCCUCAAGCGCACCAAGCUCAAGAACCCUGCUGAGGUUGAUCUUGUUUGGGAGCGUCCCACCAUUGACGCCUACGAGAAUCGCUUCACCGAGCCCCCUGUUGGCUUCUGGACCGAAAUGCUGGCUCUUUUCGGCUACAAGAAGAGCAAGGUACGACAGAUUGAGGGUUAA